This is a messenger RNA of Pungitius pungitius (ninespine stickleback), 2236 nucleotides long. RefSeq names its product angiopoietin-like 1a (gene angptl1a). Bases 264 to 1721 code for a protein of 485 amino acids. Gene Ontology annotation, biological process: cell surface receptor protein tyrosine kinase signaling pathway. The record is from RefSeq and is a predicted model, not a curated record. The transcript has 6 exons. NCBI's taxonomy places the organism in Eukaryota, Metazoa, Chordata, Actinopteri, Perciformes, Gasterosteidae.
AAAGCAUCAGUUUUCAGAGCUCAGUGUGCUGAACCAUGUCUCGGGACAGCUGAGUCCUCAACAGGACCCCAUCGUAUGGAAAGUAAAGACGUUCCACAGGAGACCAGAGGAGGAGGAGCAGCUUCAGGAGACAAAGACACACCGACAUGAGUCCUGAGACUCGACCCACAACACACAAGUGAAGGAAUCGCACAAAGGGAGCUUGGGGGGGGAAGCGCAGGACCAACAGCUCUCCAUCGAGCCCUUGCUCCACCCAACUAGCCAUGCUGGGGCAGAGAUGGAGCCUGUGCACCCUGCUGUGCCUCUCGUUGUGGGGGGUCAGCUUCUGCAGAAGCUCGAGGGAAGCCCGGGCGACCAAUGGGCCUCCUCUCAUCAGGAGUAAGAGAGCCCCCAUCGAGGUGGAUGCAAAGAAGUGCUCCUACACCUUCCUCGUCCCAGAGCACAAAAUCACAGGUCCAAUCUGUGCCAGCACCACAGGCCCAGAGCCCGACAAGGACAGAGUGACUCGCAUCGACAUUGCAGAUGUGCGGGAGGUGCUGAGCAAACAGCGGCGUGAGAUUGAGAGCCUGCAGCUGGUGGUGGACGUGGACGGGAACCUGGUGAAUGAGAUGAAGCUGCUGCGCAAAGAGAGCAGGAACAUGAACUCCAGGGUGACCCAGCUCUACAUGCAGCUGCUCCACGAGAUCAUCCGAAAGAGGGACAACUCUCUGGAGCUGGCCCAGCUGGAGAACCGCGUCCUCAACGUGACCUCCGAGAUGAUGCGACUGGCUUCCAGGUACAAGGAGCUGGAGGCCCGCUUCUCCACGAUGGCCGGAGUGGUCAACAAUCAGUCCGUCCUCAUCUCGGAGCUGGAGGAUCAGUGUCUGCGGAGAGGGGGGCACGGCGAGCUGCCGGUGGUUCCCCCGCUGGUUCAGGUGGUACCACAGAAGCUCCCAGUGAACCACCGCUUCACCAACGAGAUCCAUAACAACAACCGGGCCUUUCCCAGAGGGCCGCGCAUGGAUUCCCCCACCGCGAGCCCUUUUGGGACCAACCCUCCCCCCCCACAGGGGACACUCACCUCUGAUGGUCCCUUCAGAGACUGCUUCCAGGUGCGACAGGCCGGCCACACCACCAGCGGCAUGUACCUGCUGAGGACCACCGGCAGCGACCGCUUGAUCCAGGCCUGGUGCGAGCACGGCCUGGACAACGGGGGCUGGACUGUGCUGCAGAGGAGGAGGGACGGGUCGGUCAACUUCUUUCGGAACUGGGAGAACUACAAGAAGGGCUUCGGGAACAUUGACGGAGAACACUGGCUGGGCCUGGAGAACAUCUACAACCUGGGGGGACAGGGCGACUACAAGCUGAUGGUGGAGCUGGAGGACUGGACCGGGAAGAAGGUCUACGCCGAGUACAGCAGCUUCCACCUGGAGCCAGAGAGCGAGGGCUACCGGCUCAGGUUGGGCCGUUACCAGGGCAACGCCGGCGACUCCUUCAGCAGCCACAACGGCAAGCAGUUCACCACGCUGGACCGGGACAAGGACGCCUUCUCUGGUAACUGCGCCCACUUCCAUAAAGGGGGCUGGUGGUACAACGCCUGUGGCCAGACCAACCUGAACGGCGUGUGGUACAGCGGGGGGGUCUACCGCAGCAAGUUCCAGGACGGAAUCUUCUGGGCCGAGUACGGAGGAGGGUUCUACUCCCUGAAGACCACCCGCCUCAUGAUCCGACCCAUCGACUGAGGCCUCCGCUAUCGACCCACAACGUCUCUCACAGAGAGGAAGUGAUGUCAUCGUCCUCCUCCAGUGAGAGUGGAACCAGCUCCUAUGUCCCUCCCCCGUCCUGUUUUACUUACUCUAAUAUGUAAUAAAAAGGCAAAGGACCGUUCACACAGGAGAUUCCCUGAGAGCAGCUGACAGGGACAUCGGCCCGUAACGAAUGUUUAACCAGAGCAUGAAACGUGUGGGACAGGACUCUGCAGAGCCAGGGGGGGGGGGGGGCUGCUCCAGCAUGUCUGUAAAUAUCUUUAACUUUGUUUGUAAAAGGUCAUCUAAGAGAAUGAAUGUUCGUACGGUGUCACUCUGCCUUACUUUGUUAUUUAUCAGUGUAUUUAUAGUAAUAUAGUCAUUUUAUAUCCACUCCGGCACCAGAACCUUUCCUAAUGUGGUUAUAUGUUUGGUUUCCCCCCCAUGUAGAUACAGGAGGACACUUUAACAGAAAAACACUUUUCUAAUUAAAUUCUUCUGUAAACAUUCAA